Messenger RNA from Macroventuria anomochaeta, 426 nucleotides. RefSeq lists its product as uncharacterized. The record is from RefSeq and is a predicted model, not a curated record. Bases 44 to 376 code for a protein of 110 amino acids. NCBI's taxonomy places the organism in Eukaryota, Fungi, Ascomycota, Dothideomycetes, Pleosporales, Didymellaceae. The transcript has a single exon.
CAAGGACCUCCGAGCUUUCCACUAUCCGUCCGAGCAGAUCGUCAUGACCGACAACUACGUUCCUCCACCACCGAACCCACUGAGAAAGUCUUCAAGCAACCCGGUCUUCUUCGCCGAUCCAGCGCUGAGAGAAGGCGUCGCUGAGCUCUUUGGCUACACGGUCCAGUCCAGGGACAAAAAUCGAAACGGCAGCGGCAAUACUUGGCAAAUGCGCCAGAAGCUACCCUACGAUCCCAACGACGACGAUCUGAUGGCUUGGAGGAAGCGGUUAGAGGAUGGAGCCGACAAUGGAGGUGAUGAGGUGAAGGCAAAUGGCCAUGUAAGCGACACUUGGCCGCUGUGGAAUUCCCGGUUUGAUCUGGGUUUCGACCUGUAAUCGCCGCGGUUACACGAGACUAUUUUGAACCUAAAUGAGCUCGCUGUUUG